AUGGUGUUUAAAUACUUUUCCACUACUUGUUUUGAUUCUGAUGAGUUUGCAAGCUCUGAAACCGGCUUUGUGGAAGUAAACAGCAUCCAGUCUGCAGUUAUUGAAAGUACAGAGCCAGACAUUGCGCUUUGGAGAGGUAAGGACGGAAGUUUCCUUCUGAGUGUGAGUGCUAGAGACCAUUUAUUUUUCGAGUGUUCUUAUUUGUCUCAGAUCAAACCUUUUGGAAAUAUGGCACAAGGUUUGUUACAGGGUCAGUUUACUACUACCUCAUACAAUGGUAUUGUUUCUCAGCUGCUUGAUUCUAGAUUAACCCCCACGGUGAGGUCUAUACUACGAAAUACAUAA
Molecule: messenger RNA, 345 nt
Organism: Arabidopsis thaliana (thale cress)
Lineage: Eukaryota; Viridiplantae; Streptophyta; Magnoliopsida; Brassicales; Brassicaceae
Exons: 3
Coding region: 1-345 (114 amino acids)
Source: RefSeq, marked reviewed